This is a messenger RNA of Rhea pennata, 2364 nucleotides long. It is a transcript of the gene ZSWIM9, whose product is annotated as zinc finger SWIM-type containing 9. The transcript has 2 exons. The coding region runs from base 596 to 2203 and encodes 535 amino acids. NCBI's taxonomy places the organism in Eukaryota, Metazoa, Chordata, Aves, Rheiformes, Rheidae. Gene Ontology annotation, molecular function: zinc ion binding. The record is from RefSeq and is a predicted model, not a curated record.
CGCGGCGGGGCCGGAGCCGGAGCCGGGGCCGGAGCCGGGACCGGAGCCGAGCCCGGGAACCGGGACUAGAACUGGUGCCGGAACCGGGCCAAGACCGUGCCAAGGCGGCCCAUACUGCGGAGACGAGGCGGCUCGGUCCUUGGGCCGGGCCGGGGGCUGCUGCUCCGUGCCACUCGGUGCCGUUUCUAGAUCAAGCAGGGCUGGCCCGGGCCGGCCCACUGUAGUCAGGGCUGGCCCGGGCCGGCUGGGUUCGGCUUCUCCUGGUCUGGUUCGAUCCAGCUUGGUCCAGUCAGGUUGGGCUCAGUCUGGCCAGGUCCAGCUCAAUCUUCUAGGGUCGAGCUGGGUCUGGUCGGGUCCAACCAGGUCAGAUCUGGCUUGGUCUGGUCAGAUCCAGGUCAAUCCAGCUGGAUUGGGUCAAGAUUGGACAGGUCUGGUACAGUCCGGUUAGCUCUGGCUUGGUCCGGUAGAGUCCACCUUCGUUUGGUUUGGUUUGGUUGGGCCCAGCUUGGGCUGCUUGGGUCCGUUCAAGACAAGUUGGGGCUGGUGUGGGCCACGUGGUUCCUGUUGGGUCUAGCUGAGCCCUCUGAGAUUUGCCAUGGGUGAGCUGGGGCUGGGCCGGGAGUUCCACACUUGGCAUGAGUUCAGCUGCUUCUUCGACGAGUGGUGCGAGCGCCACAAGGUGCUCUUCAUCAUCGCCAGCCUGAAGCCGCUUGUCUCGCUGCGGCGACACCCGCUGCACACCCAGCCCAGCCUGGCUGAGACGCUGCGCUUCCGCUUCGUCCGCCUAAUCUGCAAGCACAGUGGCACCUACGUGGGCCAGAGUACCGUGCAGCGCAACCGGCUGAGCGAGAAGAUCGACUGCCCGGCUUCGGUCACGCUGCGGCUGGGCCCCAAGAAGGACCGGCUGGUGGUAAUUGAGGCCAGCCUGGAGCACAACCACCGCCUUUCCGAGGUGGAGUUUGCCCACUACUUCAAGAGACACCAGCUAGAGGCCAGCAUGGGGCUACCCAUCCGCAUCACCAACAGCGUCUCCAAGCGCUUCCUGGCACCCGACCUGGUUUGGAACUUGGAGGACUACAGCAAGGCCAAGGACAAGGGGAUGUGUGAGCUCCUGAGCCAGCUGGACGGGCUCUUCAAGAGUGACCCGGGGGCCAAAGUCAAGCUUGUCUUCCAGGAGGAUGUGGCGGUUCUCAACAGCAUCUUCCUGGCCACCUCGCACAUGCGAGGCCUGGUGCAGCGUUUCCCCCGCUGCCUCUACAUGGACCGAGCGGCCUGUGUGAACGGUGAGUUUGACCUCUAUUCCGUGCUCUGUGAGGAUGCCAACGGGCGUGGACGGGAGUGUGCCUACUGUGUGGCCCGCCGUGGCGUGCCCGACCUCGUCCUCUUCAUUGUGGCCUCGCUGGUGCAGAGCGCCCCGGACAUCAAGCUCCAGGUGCGGUGCCUGACGGUAGGAGUGGGCGUCACGGACCUGGACGCUGUUGAGGAGGUGCUGCCCUGCGCCCGUGUCCAGAUCUGCCGUCUCCAGGUGCUUGAGGCGCUCUACCGCAAGGCACGCGAGCUCGCUGCCCCUAAGGAGGACAGAGUGCUCAACUUGCUGCACAACAUGGCCAAUGCCAGCUCACCCCGUGUCUACAGCCAGUACCUGAGUGAUCUGGAGGAUGUGGCCCCCCUUGCCUUCCUACAGUACUACCUGGAGACGUGGCACCACAACAAGGGCAUGUGGGCUGAGUGCUGGGCCUUCGAGCGCAACCGCGACUGCCCCUUCCUUGAGCACAUGAGUUUCCAUCGGCAGAAGCUCUGUUCGGUGCUAGGACCACCCCUGGGGCUGGCUGCCUGCGUUCGGGGGCUGUUGGACCUGCAGGCUCUGCGGGUGGAGGUGGCCGCCCUCAAUGAGGAGCGAGUCUCGGACCUGUACCGGGCCACCUGCCCGCCUGAAAGCGCAGCCCUUGUGGCCGAGGAGCUGGGGCUGGCCAAGCACGCUGACUGCCAUGUUGAUGAGGUGCCUGAUGGUUUCCUGCUCCAUGGUGGUGGCUGCUCCUUCGUGGUCAGCCCUGACCUGGCCUCCUGCAGCUGCUCCAUCUACGUCUCCAGUCGGCGGCCCUGUCGCCAUGUCUUUGCCGCCCGUCUGUGGACUGGCCAGCCCCUCUAUGACCCUGGGCUGCUACCCUUGCCCCUGGGCCUCGAGGGGCAGAAUGCUUCCUAGCGCCCUGCAUCCCAGGGUGAAUGGCAGGCAGGUGAGCACAUGUGGGUGUUGCCGGGACAUGGACGAUGCUGCCCAUGGUGGGGUUUGGGGGCAGCUGCUUCCUAGACUCUCCCCUCUCCUCCCCCCCCCACAAUAAAAGGCCUUUUAGAUGCCACCAAGGA